This is a messenger RNA of Lotus japonicus, 3722 nucleotides long. RefSeq lists its product as uncharacterized. The coding region runs from base 436 to 3279 and encodes 947 amino acids. NCBI's taxonomy places the organism in Eukaryota, Viridiplantae, Streptophyta, Magnoliopsida, Fabales, Fabaceae. The transcript is spliced from 8 exons. The record is from RefSeq and is a predicted model, not a curated record.
ACCGUGAUAAACGCCCAAACAUGUGGAGGGACAAUGUUGUCAUUUUGAUUUUUCUAACUCACUUGUCCUUUGCCACAAAGCAAAAAGUAGAACAUAAUGCUAUUCAGCUGUGUUCCCUUUAUCUUAAUCUUUUGUUCAUGAAUUUUUGCAAAGAAGCUUCCACUGUCAAAUUUAUUUUCUUUAUUGCUUUUUUUAGUAGUUUGCUAGUCAUGCAAGUUCAGUAUCUCAGAGAAGAAUAUAGGAGGGUUUUCACAAGACUCUUGGCAUUCUGAACAUCCUGACACUGCAUUUACAGAAUUUUAUCACAAUUAUUUGUUCAGAGUUUGAAAUCAGCAUAUUGCACUUCCCUUUUUCAGUCACCAGUAAUGUUUUGCCUAUAAGGUGUUUGUCUGAAGUCCUCAACACUAGAGCUGCCAUAUUUAUCAGCCUGAAACCAUGUUCAAAUCAUGGAGCAAGAAGAACAAGAUCAAAGCUGUGUUCAAGAUGGAAUUUCAGGCAACUCAGGUGCCAAAGAUGAAAAAGUCUGCACUGAUGGUAUCUUUGGUGCCAGAUGAUGUUGGGAAGCCAACAGUGAAACUGGAGAAAACCGCGGUCCAGGAUGGGACUUGCAUAUGGGAGAAUCCAAUUUUUGAAUCGGUUAAACUCGUUAGGGAUGCAAAAUCAGGGAUACUACAUGAGAAAAUCUACCAUUUCAUUGUUUCAACUGGAUCUUCAAAAUCUGGCUAUCUUGGGGAAGCCUCAGUUGAUUUUGCUGAUUUUGUAGCAGAAGUUGAGCCACUGACUGUUUCUCUACCCUUAAAGUUUGCCAAUUCUGGGGUAGUUUUACAUGUGACGAUUCAGAACGUGGAAGGAUAUACUGCUGAAAGAAAUGGGGAAGAUAAUGGAGCUGUGCAACUUUACAAUGAUGGAAGCUUGAAACACCAGCUGAGCUAUGACAGUACAGAUCAAGAAAGUUACAAUAUUGAUGAAAAUGGGCACCUGGCCAACUCUAGAUCUGAGUAUUCUGAACAAAAUGCAUCUAAUGGCAUCAGUCCUGGGGUAGCUUCAUGGGAGGAUCCUUAUAGCUUCAGACAGAACUCCAUGCCCUCAAAAGGAGCAGUUGAGGCCAAAGCAACAGAAACCCAAGCGCAUAAGAGGUCAAACACAAACUGGUCGACGGGUUCAGCAUCAGAUGGGAGUUUAGGUGACUGGACAAACAGCCUGGAAGAUACUCUUCCAAGAGUAAGAUUACAAGAAACUUCAGAUGAUGCCACUGAGAAUCUCAAGAAUGAAAUUGCUUCUCUGAAGAGGCAGGCAGAAGUAUCAGAACUAGAGUUACAGUCACUUCGGAGGCAGAUAGAAAAGGAAAGCACCCGAGGACAGAAUUUGUCGAGGCAAAUAAUCAGCCUCAGGGAGGAGAGAGAUUUGCUCAAGACCAAAUAUGAGCAAGUCAAGCCUGAGCAGAACUUAAACAAUGAGAGCAAAAUCUCUAAAAGUUUGAAGUCUGAGAUUGAAGAUACCAGGCUUCAGUUAGAGGCAAUAAAGGAAGAGCUUGUUUAUGAAAAAGAAGUGAGUGCCAAUCUUCAAUUGCAACUGCAGAAGACACAAAACUCAAAUUCUGAACUACUUUUGGCUGUGACAGAUCUUGAAGCAAUGCUAGAACAAAAGAAUAAGGAAAUAUUGGCUCUACCUACCAAUAUAAAAUCCAAGAAGAUUACUAAAGAGCAUGAUGAUGCCACCGAAUUGGAUCUCUUGCGGCAGAGGAUUGCAGACCAGGAUGGUGAAAUAGACAAUUUCUGCAAGCAACGGGAAGAGCUAAGCGAGCAUAUAAAAGAGCUCACUUGGGAAUAUGAGCUUCUGAAGAAGGAAAAUGUGGAUAUCUCUUUGAGAUUAAAGCAGGAUGAAGCACAACAUAUUAAGUUGCAAAAUGAACAUUCAGCUUCUUUAGUUACAAUACAACAACUAGAAUCUCAAGUAGAGAGACUAGAAGACAAGAUAAAAAUGCAGGAAGAUGAAUUUUCAGAAUAUUUGGUCUGCAUCAAGGACCUUGAAAGUCAAGUUAAGUCUUUGGAGAAAGAAUUGAAAAUACAGGCAGAGAAAUAUGAAGAUGAUCUCCAUGAAAUGCAAUGUGCAAAAACUGAGCAGGAAGAACGUGCCAUCCAAUUAGAAGAGGCAUUGAAAAAGACAAGACACAAUAAUGCUCUCACAUCUGAGCGUUUUCAGGAGGAAUAUAGAUCUCUUUCUGUUGAAAUGGCUCACAAAGUGGAGGAGAAUGAAAAGAUGGCCAUGGAAGCAGUUGCAGAAGCUGAUGAAUUGCGACACCAGAACAAACUUAUAGAAGAAAUGCUCCAUAAAUGCAAUGAAGAGCUCAGAUUUAUUACAAAUCAGAAUGAAUCGAAACUGGAAGAGCUCUCGAACCAGAUAAGUUCAAAAGAAAAAACAAUAGAACAGAUGUCACGAGAACUAGAAGUGAAGUCUAGACAACUUGAGGAUGCACAAAGGCACAGGGAUGAAAAGGAUGCGGCAUUUUCAAGGCAAAUUCAAAUGUUCAGAUCUCAAAUUAAAAAGUUGAUGGAAGAGGAGUGUACAUUCUCUAAACCCAAGCUAACAAAUAAGAUGUCUGAGACAGUAAGGAAAGAUGCAGAAACAAUCCCUGAACGACAACCAUCUAUGACAGUAAAUGAUGAGGAGAUGAUACUUGGAAACCUUCUGUCAGAAGUCGAAAACUUUAAGAUCCAGCACAAUGAAACAAAACACAGUUUGCACAAAGAACAAGUGGAUAAAGAAAAUAUGAAGAAACACAUCUCUCAACUAGAAGGAGAACUGAAGAAGAAGGAAGCAGAAGUAAAUGCUAUGGAAAAGAAGCUCAAGAAUAACAAAGGACGAGCUCCUGUUACACAAAUGAAUUUGAUUUCGAGAGACAAUGAGUGUUAUCCAACUCCUUCUGCUAAGUCACAUAUCAAGAAGUCAAAAUCAGAAAUGCUCAAGGGAAUGAAUGCUACAAGUGCUGCUAGCAAGUCAGAAGGAGGGACAAUAGGGAAGUCAGCUCCCCGAAGUGAUGUAAAAACUUGCUCUGCAAAUGAGGUGAUUGUCUCGAAUAAUCAUGAUGGUGAGUCCCACACAAAUGAAUUGUUGAAUGAAGUGUCAGCCCUAAAGGACAGGAACAAGUCUAUGGAAACUGAGCUAAAAGAAAUGGAAGAAAGAUAUUCAGAGAUUAGUCUGAAAUUCGCAGAGGUGGAAGGAGAACGACAGCAGCUUGUUAUGGCUCUACGUAAUCUCAAGAAUGGUAAGAAGAACUAAAAUUCUUUGCAGGCGUUCUGUUUCAUACAAAACAUACAAGAGUUAUGAAGGAGGCAGGAUAUCAUGAUCACCAGAACGGCAGAACCAAGCUCAACCUGUAAUUUACACCUUUGUUCUGACCUUCAUCCUCUACAAUCGACAUCAACUAACAGUUAUACUUAUACCUCGUCCAAACUUUUCUGGGCCCCAUAGUUAAAUAUUUAUGUUCGGACAGGCACAUUGGCAUGGUAGUAGCUGAAGGUACGAUGGUGGAGACUGGAGCCUCAUAUAGCUAGGCCAUGCAGCCAAUGGUUUUUCAUCAGUUUGACAUUUUUGGCAUGCUGUAACAUAUAAGUGAGACCUAUGAUGCUUAGAAGAUACGCUUUUGAUUGAGAAUGUGGACAGAAUAAAGAGAGAACAGACAUUUUAGUCUGGAAAUAUUCAAGCAACUGUCAGUUUACCUA